GUUGGGUCGAUAUGUACGCCUUGGAGCGGUGGCUUCUGCCGUUGCUCUGGCUGAUCGGCGGAACACAUGGAGCCCGAGUACUGGUCAUCGCCCCCUUCGAGUCCUAUUCGCAGUGCCUCCUGAUGACGCCCUACAUACAGGCACUCUCGGAAAGGGGUCACCAGUUGACAGUGAUUCAUGCCUUCGAUCAUUGCCAACCCAUUGGCAAUGUGACAUAUAUACGUGUACUGGAUAAUAUGAAAGUUUGUGCAGAAUUCGUAGAUUUGAUGAUAAUUUCCAAAACGAUAAGCAAAUGGGAAGAAUGUACUUCUCUGACGAGACUCAUGAUUAAUGCAGCAAGGAAUGUGCUCAAUAAUUUUGAAGUUCGAAAGUUGAUUCAAUCGAAUGCUACCUUUGAUCUGGUAGUUGUGGAACCAACCUACACUGAUGUGCUCUUUGGCUUGGCACCUCAUUUCAAUGCCCAGCUAAUCGGUCUUUCCACUUGCGGAGUGGAUUGGAAUCUGAACAGUCUAAUGGGACACGGAUCAUCCUUGGGUCUGGAGCCACUGAUGCCAAUGGGAGAGACAUCUGCUAAAAGCUUUUGGGAUCGCCUCUACAAUUGGUACUAUAACACCGAGGAGUGGCUGCUAAUGCAACUGGUGUUCCUUCCGAAAUUGAAGCAAGUUCACGACCACUUCUUUGGACACUUGGAACGGAGCUUCUUGGAGAUCCGACACGGCUUCUCCCUGAUGCUACUCAAUCGUCACUUCAGUCUGUUUGGGGCCAGAUCGAGUGUUCCGGGAAUGGUAGAAGUGGCCGGAUUGCACAUCCCAAAAGAGGACCCAAAGCUACCCAAGGAUCUGCAACUGUUUAUUGAUGAAGCGGAGUUCGGUGUGAUCUACUUUGCAUUGGGUGUGGAGUUACAGAGCAAGGAUUUGCCGGAGGACACACUGAUAAUGUUUCUGGAAACUUUUAGGCAACUGCCGCAGCGAGUGAUUUGGAAGUUCGAAGGUCAGCCACCAUGUGAGGUGGCUGACAAUAUCUACCUAGCGAAGCUCUUGCCACAACAGGCCAUCCUGGCCCAUCCGAAGGUGAAGGUCUUCAUUAGCCACGGUGGAAUACUGAGUAUCAUCGAGGCUGCCCAUUAUGGGAAGCCCGUGCUCGGCAUGCCUAUGUACCUCGAUCAAUUCCGGAACUUGGAUGUCUUGCAGGACGAGGGAAUUGCUCUCCAGGUAAAAAUCGAAAGUUUGACUGGGAAGGAGCUUACGGAGACUUUAAACCGUUUGAUAAGCGACCCAAGCUUCCGGGAAAAUUCUUUGGGCGUAUCCAAAAGAUUUCGGGAUCAGAUUAAUCAUCCGCUGGAAGUGGCCGUUUACUGGACAGAGUAUGUCCUGCGGAACAGGGGAGCACAUCAUUUGAAGGUAUCUCCGUCCCACAUUAAGCUGCUCGAAUAUUAUUCCGUGGACAAGUUCCUGCUGAUCGGUGUCCGAUUGACCCUGGUAAUGACCAUCGUUUUCUUGGUUCUUUUCAAGUGGACAUGUCUCUUCAGUUAUAUUGUUAGACUGGUGGAGCGCUUUUGGCCUAUCUAUGCGGUGAUAAGUUGUAUAGUUAAAAUAUAUAAAUACUUAAUUUUUAAAUGUAGCUUUUAGAGGUGUUUUUG
This is a messenger RNA of Drosophila serrata, 1639 nucleotides long. Its product is annotated as UDP-glucosyltransferase 2-like. The record is from RefSeq and is a predicted model, not a curated record. Lineage: Eukaryota; Metazoa; Arthropoda; Insecta; Diptera; Drosophilidae. Gene Ontology annotation, molecular function: UDP-glycosyltransferase activity.